UUCAAUACAGCGGUACAAAAAUUGUUUAUUUAUAAUUUUUAAAAGGAUUUUAUUGUAAUCAUACAAAAAUUGUAACACAUAUUCUUAGUGUGAAAUUAGCAAAAUUAAUUAAAAUUUAGAAUUUGUAAUAUAUUAGGAGAGAAAAAUUUAUAUCAAUAUUUAAUAAAGAAGAUUUAAAAUGAGAGUUCUACAAUCAAAGCAAAUUGAAUUAAUUGAUCCUUCAGAACUUUUACGACCUGAAUGUUCAUUUGCUGAUAAAAAUCUUUCAAAAUUUCGAGAUUAUACUAUUGAUGAAAAUGAUGCACUUAAAGAAAGAGUACGUGAUACAUAUAGACAAAUGCAUUUGCACCAAACAGUUGAUUUUGUAAAAGAUAAACAUAAAAAAUGGUUAAAAUUUAAUCAUUUAAAAGCUACAAUUAGAGAAUGUUUAGAAAAAUUGAAUGAUUUAGUAGAUCAUUCGGACCCUGAUAUCAAUAUUCCAAAUAUAAUUCAUGCUUUUCAAACAGCUGAACGUGUACGUGAAGAACAUCCUACUUUAGAUUGGUUACAUUUAACUGCAUUAAUUCAUGAUUUAGGAAAAAUUAUGGCUUUUUAUGAUGAACCACAAUGGGCAGUUGUUGGUGAUACUUUUCCUGUAGGUUGUGAGUGGGGAAAGAGCAUUGUUUAUAGAGAAGAAAGUUUUAUUGGGAAUCCAGAUGGUGAUAGACCUGAAUACAAUACUAAAUAUGGAAUGUACAAGAAAAAUUGUGGAUUAAAAAAUCUUUUAAUGUCAUGGGGACAUGACGAAUACAUGUAUAAUGUAUUAAAGCACAAUAAAGCUGGUUUACCUGAACAAGCUUUAAACAUUAUUCGCUAUCACUCGUUUUAUCCAUGGCAUACAGGUGGAGAUUACGAUUAUUUAUUAGCUCCAGAAGACGAAGAAACAAAGAAAUGGGUUUUACUUUUCAAUCGAUAUGAUUUAUACACCAAAAGUGCAAAAAUCCCUGAUGUUGAGAGUUUGUGGCCAUAUUAUCAAUCUUUAAUAGAUAAAUAUUGUCCAGGAAAAUUAGAAUGGUGAAGUAGAAUAUGGAUCUUUUUCGAGAAUACAUAGAUUAAAAAUUAAAUUAUUAAGUAAACACUAAAGAAAUACAUGUAUACUAAAAUUAGUUAAUCGUAGGGUCAUAAUAUAUUAUAUUGCCUUAUUUUUUUUUAAUUUUGGGAAAUAUAAUUCUUUGCAUAAAGGCAAAUCGGAUACGCUAUUGAAAACAUAAUAAUGUCUGUUUUAAAGGAAUAUUAACAAUUAAAGCGAAAAAGAUAUAGAUCUAUUACAAAAUAAUCUAGAAUAAUAUAAUAAAAGAUUGAAAUAAUUUAGACAAA
This is a messenger RNA of Condylostylus longicornis, 1356 nucleotides long. RefSeq names its product inositol oxygenase. The record is from RefSeq and is a predicted model, not a curated record. Gene Ontology annotation, biological process: inositol catabolic process. The transcript has 7 exons. Gene Ontology annotation, cellular component: cytoplasm. Gene Ontology annotation, molecular function: inositol oxygenase activity; iron ion binding. NCBI's taxonomy places the organism in Eukaryota, Metazoa, Arthropoda, Insecta, Diptera, Dolichopodidae. Bases 179 to 1057 code for a protein of 292 amino acids.